Molecule: messenger RNA, 516 nt
Organism: Drosophila eugracilis
Lineage: Eukaryota; Metazoa; Arthropoda; Insecta; Diptera; Drosophilidae
Gene: ATPsynGL
Product: ATP synthase subunit g, mitochondrial
Exons: 2
Coding region: 84-392 (102 amino acids)
Biological process (GO): proton motive force-driven ATP synthesis
Molecular function (GO): proton transmembrane transporter activity
Source: RefSeq, a predicted model, not a curated record
UAACUUUGUACGAGAACAUCACAACGUAAAACUGUAAAAUCUUCAGAAAUUUCUAUUUCUUGUUUUAUUUUUCUACCAACAAAAUGAGUCAAUUAGUUGGAAAGGCCAAGGCUCUAGUCGAUAAAAUGAUUGUGGCAGCACGUCCGCAGCUGGAGGAAUUCUGGAAGUAUGCCAAAGUAGAGCUAACACCGCCGAUGCCAGCUGAUUUCAAGAAUCUAAAGAAGACCGCCGAGCAAGCCAAGGAUAUGAAGGGCCAGCUUAAGAAGUCUGGACUUACCCAGGUCACCAUCAGUGAGGCCUGGCUAAAUGUUCUGGUUACUGUGGAGGUGAUUACCUGGUUCUACAUGGGCGAGGUCAUCGGUCGCCGUCACUUCGUCGGCUACAAGGUCUAAGCUAAACUGAUCUAAUAUUUUCCUUAUUGUUUUUCGUUGCAUAUAUGUAUGUAAAUACCACUUUGCAUAUGUAUCCGUUCAGUGGCCAGGUGCACUGAAUAAAGGUGCACUAUCAGCAUUACAA